Eptesicus fuscus (big brown bat) is the source of this 2161-nucleotide messenger RNA. Its product is annotated as arachidonate 12-lipoxygenase, 12R-type. Gene Ontology annotation, biological process: lipid oxidation; linoleic acid metabolic process. NCBI's taxonomy places the organism in Eukaryota, Metazoa, Chordata, Mammalia, Chiroptera, Vespertilionidae. Gene Ontology annotation, molecular function: iron ion binding; arachidonate 12(S)-lipoxygenase activity; protein binding. The coding region runs from base 1 to 2100 and encodes 699 amino acids. Gene Ontology annotation, cellular component: perinuclear region of cytoplasm. The record is from RefSeq and is a predicted model, not a curated record. The transcript has 15 exons.
AUGGCCACCUACAAAGUCAAGGUGGCCACUGGUGACGACUUCUUGUCGGGAACAUUGGACUGCAUCUCACUGACCAUCGUGGGGACCCAAGGAGAGAGCCACAAGCAGCGGCUGAACCAUUUUGGGAGAGACUUUGCGACUGGGGCGGUGGAUGAGUACACUGUGCAGUGCCAGCAGGACCUGGGGGAGCUCAUCAUCAUCCGCCUGCACAAGGAGCGAUACUCCUUCUUUCCUAAGGACCCCUGGUACUGCAACUAUGUGCAGAUCUGUGCACCCAACGGCCGCAUCUACCACUUCCCCGCCUACCAGUGGAUGGAUGGCUACGAGACCCUGGCUCUGCGGGAGGCUACAGGAAAGACAACAGCAGACGACUCCCUCCCGAUCCUUCUGGAGCACCGCAGGGAGGAGAUCAGAGCCAAGCAGGACUUCUACCGCUGGAGGGUCUUCGUGCCCGGCCUGCCCAACUACGUGCACAUCCCCAGUUACCGCCCUCCUGUCCGGAGGAACCCCAACCGGCCUGAGUGGAAUGGCUAUAUCCCUGGGUUCCCGAUUCUCAUCAACUUCAAGGCCACCAGGUUCCUGAACUCAAAUCUGCGCUACUCCUUCAUCAAGACAGCCUCCUUCUUUUUCCGCCUGGGGCCCAUGGCGCUGAGGUUCAAACUCCGAGGCUUCGUGGACAGCAAACGGUCGUGGAAGAGACUGAAGGACAUUAAGAAAGUUUUCCCUGCUUACAAGACUGUCAUCUCCGAAUACGUGGCCGAGCACUGGGCAGAGGACAGCUUCUUUGGGUACCAGUACCUCAAUGGCAUCAACCCAAGCGUGAUCCGCCGCUGCACGCGGAUUCCAGACAAGUUCCCCGUCACAGACGACAUGGUGGCCCCGUUCCUGGGCGAAGGAACGUGCCUGCAAGCGGAGCUGGAGAAGGGGAACAUUUACCUGGCAGACUACAGGAUCCUGGAGGGCAUCCCCACCGUGGAGCUCAACGGCCAGAAGCAGCACCAGUGCGCCCCCCUCUGCCUGCUGCACUUUAACCGGGAAGGGAACAUGAUGCCCAUCGCCAUCCAGCUCAGCCAGACCCCUGGGCCCGAUUGCCCCAUCUUCCUGCCCAACGACUCUGAGUGGGACUGGCUGCUGGCCAAGACGUGGGUGCGCAACGCUGAGUUCUACUACCACGAGGCCAUCGCCCACCUGCUGGGGUCCCACCUCAUCGGCGAGGCCUUCUGCCUGGCCAUGCUGAGGCAGCUGCCCAUGUGCCACCCCCUCUACAAGCUCCUGGUCCCCCACACCCGAUACACCAUCCAGAUCAACAGCAUUGGACGGGCCAUCCUCCUCAAUGAGGGGGGGCUGUCUGCCAGGGGCACGUCCCUGGGCCUGAAGGGCAUCGCUGAGCUGAUGGUCCGGUAUCUGUCAGAGAUAACCUACGAGAGCUGCUACCCCCCCAAUGACUUUGCGGAGCGUGGGGUGCAGGACCUGCCGGGAUACUAUUACCGUGACGACUGCCUGGCAGUGUGGGACGCACUGGAGAGGUAUGUGACAGAGAUCAUCACCUACUAUUACCCGUGUGACGCAGCCGUGGAGGGUGACCCGGAAUUGCAGUCCUGGGUGCAGGAGAUAUUCAAGGAGUGCCUACUGGGGCGUGAGAGCUCAGGCUUCCCCACGUGCUUGCGAACCGUGCCUGAACUGAUCCGCUACGUCACCACCAUCAUCUUCAUCUGCUCUGCCAAGCACGCCGCUGUCAACACCGGGCAGCUGGAGUUCACCUCCUGGAUGCCCAACUUCCCGUCCUCCAUGCGGAACCCGCCGAUGCAGGCCAAGGGGCUGAGCACCCAGGAGACCUUCCUGGACACGCUGCCCGACGUGAAGACCACGUGCAUCAUCCUGCUGGUGCUCUGGACACUCAGCCGGGAGCCCGACGACAAGCGGCCCCUGGGCCACUUCCCCGACAUCCACUUCGUGGAGGACGCCCCGCGGCGGAGCAUGGAGACCUUCCGCCAGCGCCUGGCCCAGAUCUCGCACAACAUCCGCCAGCGCAACAAGUGCCUCCCCAUCCCCUACUACUACCUGGACCCCGUGCUGAUCGAGAACAGCAUUUCCAUCUAGGACCGCUCCCCGCCCCGCCCCGCGCCCGCCCGGCUAUUUAAGAAAACACACAACAUAAAAC